Molecule: messenger RNA, 1312 nt
Organism: Phragmites australis (common reed)
Lineage: Eukaryota; Viridiplantae; Streptophyta; Magnoliopsida; Poales; Poaceae
Product: NAC domain-containing protein 55-like
Exons: 3
Coding region: 1-1176 (391 amino acids)
Biological process (GO): regulation of DNA-templated transcription
Molecular function (GO): DNA binding
Source: RefSeq, a predicted model, not a curated record
AUGGACAAGUCAGAUGAGGUUCUUCUUCCAGGUUUCCGAUUUCAUCCUACAGAUGAAGAACUCGUCGGCUUUUAUCUCAAGAGAAAGAUUCAACAAAAACCUCUUUCCAUUGAGCUCAUCAGGCAGCUAGACAUCUACAAGUAUGAUCCAUGGGAUCUCCCAAAGCUUGCAAGCACCAGGGAGAAAGAAUGGUACUUUUACUGCCCAAGGGACCAGAAGUAUCGGAAUAGUGCCAGACCAAAUAGAGUAACAGGAGCAGGAUUCUGGAAAGCAACAGGAACAGAUAGGCCAAUUUACUCUUCAGAAGGAACCAAGUGCAUAGGCCUGAAGAAGUCUCUUGUCUUUUACAAAGGGAGAGCUGCAAAAGGGAUCAAGACUGAUUGGAUGAUGCAUGAGUACAGGCUUCCUUCAGUCAAUGAACCCUCGUUUCCUAAAACACCAAAAAACAAAAAUAUUCCAGCCAAUGAUGCAUGGGCUAUUUGUAGGAUAUUUAAAAAGCCUAGUGCUGUGGCACAAAGAGUGCUGUCUCACUCCUGGGGUUCUCAAUCAAUUGCAACAACAGCUGCUUUGCAGUCCAUACAAGCUUCACAUUUUGCUUUGGAAAGCUCCUCUUGCUCAGCAAAUCGGUUCAACAGCCAACAGUAUUUGCAGAAGCGGCAGCAGCAGAAGCUCAACAGUUCACAGGAUGGUUCUCAUGGUUCUUCAUGUAAAGUCAUAAACUUCAACCGCAGUCCAUCUUUAGCUCAUCCAUCAGAGAAAGACAUCCAUAGCAAUCCGCUCAUCUUGCCAUUUGAAACACAAUCUCUGCAGAAAUCAUCAGAUGGCACAUCAGUGCUUCUAAGCAUGGCCCCAGGAAUAAUCAAUAGCAUGAAUGAAGUUUUGCCAAACACAAAGUUCAAACAGCUUGAACCAUCCAAUGGAUACGUGGUUGAUUGGGAUAUAGACACAAAUGGAGGUAUUGAAAAUAGCAAUGAUGAUCCAUAUAGAAGAAAACCCUGUAAUGAAUACAGUUCGGGCAAUGAGUGUGGAAUUCCACAAAAAAUGAAAUUCCUAUUUGAUUUAGGGGUAGAUUCGCCAGAUGAUUGGACAAGCAACAUGCCAUGUGAUUCUCUCCCUUGUCCCCCACCUCCCACAGAAAUGUCCAAUAGCAGCUCUACUGAAAAAUAUUAUGCAUAGUUACAUGCGUAACACUAAGAGCUACCUUCAUCUGUUAGCAAACGACCACCAGUGUACAUUUUCAGUUAGGUUUAUAUCUUAUGAACUAUACCCAUGUUAACAGAAAAGCUAUCAGAGAGACGAAUAGCUUGGUUUA